AUGCAGGACGGGCCGGCCCGUUUAGGUCCUUUACUAAACGGGCCUUCAAAUGGCCAAUCCUCCUCUUUGACCACCAGGCCUAAUUGUUGUCACCUGAAGCGAUUUCAGUUGAGCGAUGAGCUUAAUCCAAACAGUAGUAGUUUCUACCGGGUUGCGGCAUCCCUUGGCCUCUCUUCGUCUCCCAAAAACCUCGCCGUACCUUCAAGAAACGCUAUAUUUUUCAGUGGCGAUCGGGUGGAGGGGACGGGUAAUCCAGUGAUCGAGAGAUUAUCCGAUCUUAAGACGAUUGCCGAGGUAUUGGUGUCAAAGUUUGGUGGAUCUGUUAAUGCCUUUGUUGUGGAAGCUUCUGUUUUCAACGGACCUUUUGCCGUUUACAAGGAUUUUGUGCCGUCUGUGAACGAUCAUGGGGAACCGGAAUCUUAUGAUGCUACUGGCUUCCCAGCCUCGACUUCAUUAGUCCUGCUAUUGUCGAAGUUCCUUGCAGAGGCGAAAAACAUCAUUCUAGGCAAACAGAACGAAUCAUACCAAGCCGAGACCUCCACAUCACAUUCACUCAAACCAAAAACCACACUUCUCGGCUUUAGCAAAGGCGGCAUCAUACUCAAUCAGCUCAUAACUGAAUUUGCCUUCUCACAAUUACCCAUUGAACUUUCUAAGAAAGAGUUCGAACACAUUAUACCCACAUCAAAAGAACACCUUUUAAACAGCAUAUCAGAAAUCCACUAUGUUGAUGUAGGAUUAAACUCUAAAGGAGCUUAUCUCGACAGUAAAGACGUGAUUGACAGAAUUUCUGAACGUGUUUCGAAAAGGAAUUUUGGAAUCCGGUUCAUCUUGCACGGGACCCCAAGACAAUGGCGUGACGAGAGAAGGAUUUGGAUCCGUAUGGAGAAAGAUGCCUUGCUUCGGCUCCUCAAGGGAGCCGCUAGUAAGGACGUGUUUGGGAAACUGAAAUUUCGAGAGAGGCUGUACUUUCCACACAGGCUUCCCGAUUUGCAGAUGCAUUUCGAGAUUAUUGACUUUAUUGAUGUGAGUUGA
Molecule: messenger RNA, 1035 nt
Organism: Striga hermonthica
Lineage: Eukaryota; Viridiplantae; Streptophyta; Magnoliopsida; Lamiales; Orobanchaceae
Source: the annotation of a GenBank genome assembly